Lycium ferocissimum is the source of this 3651-nucleotide messenger RNA. RefSeq lists its product as uncharacterized. Lineage: Eukaryota; Viridiplantae; Streptophyta; Magnoliopsida; Solanales; Solanaceae. The record is from RefSeq and is a predicted model, not a curated record. The transcript is spliced from 13 exons. Bases 125 to 3382 code for a protein of 1085 amino acids.
UGUUCCUCCUUAAAUUUAACAUUUUCAUGCUAUACAAACAGUUUUCUUGUUUUUAUCUAAGCUAGAAUCAGUUCAAGUACUUACUCAUGCAAAUUGUCUGCAUUGACAUGUAAUUCUUGUUUAAAUGGGUCGAGAAAAAUUGGUUUGGUUGAUUUUGCAUACUUGGGUUUUCCUUGUUCUUAGUUUUAAAGUUCAUUGUGAUGGCUCAGAGAUUUCUUUGAAGUUAUUGAAUACUCCUCGCGUAUUCUCAAACAGAAAUUUUGCUAAAUUUGCUUUUCAAGUUUUGGUUGGUGGCAAUGGAAGCAUUUGUGCGGACUGCUCCACCCGUUGCAAGCUGGAUGAUUUCAUGCCUGCAGUUUGUGAAGGUGGAGAAAUUGUUUACACACGGUUGCUUGAUGGAAAUCAUACUUUUGAAGUUUGCACCAACGGAACUCUUGGAGUUGGAUGUGCUCACUAUAACUGGACUGUUGACACCAUUCCCCCCACAGCCUACAUUACCACACCAACAACUUUUACAAAUGCUUCCAAUGUUUCAGUAGACAUAACUUUCAGUGAGCCAUGUUGGAGCCAAGGUGGUUUUGGAUGCUCUUCCACGAAUUCCUGCAAUCUUCUCGUUUAUGGAGCUGGACAGGUCGUGCCAAACACAGUCAAUGUUAUUGAGCCAGACCUUAAAUUUUCUGUUGUCGUGAGUCUAUCUACACGUGAUUAUGGAAGAACAGUCUUGGUAAUGGAUAAAAACUUCUGUUCAGACCCUGCUGGAAACAAAUUUACAAGGACAGAAAAUUCAAGUUUAUUUAUACAUUUUGAUAGAAGGACGGUGUCCGUUGACAUAAGGACUUAUAUACCUGAAAGGCUACUUCAAAUUGACAGUGAAACGAGAACCGUGCUAGCAACAAAUACUACUGAGAACAUGGAGGUGUAUUUGUACUUUACAGAACCUAUUUCCAACUCAUCUACAGAAAUUUUGAAUUCCCUGAGCAUAAGUCAGGGAUUGCUUACGCCCAUUAGUGGAAAUAGCCUUGGAGAACGUAGAUUUGGCUUUCAGGUUAGAGGUAUAUCACAGACAGCCAUAGUGACGUUGAGCCUAAGAUCGAACUUAAUAUUGAGCAGACAGGGAACCUCCAUUGCUCCUGUAACUCCAGUUACUUUCCUAUAUGAUAUGCAACGGCCUGCUGUCAGGUUGAGCACAACAUCUAGGAUGAGGACCUGUGAAGAGCAAAUUCGUGUACUGAUAAAGUUCGUAGAGCCAGUGUUUGGCUUUAAUUCUUCUCAUGUAUCCAUCUAUGGAGGAAAUUUGCAGAGCUUUCAAGAAAUGAGUAGAAGCAUGUACGUUGUCAAUAUACAAGCCAGAGAUGAUUUUGUUUCUGUGACCAUCCCUGAAAAUGUAACUAGCGAUGUUGCUGGAAAUGGGAAUCUGCAAUCUAAUAUUCUCAGGCUCAAGCACUAUACUGUACCAACGAUAUCUCAAGUGCUUUCAAUCUUUGCAACUGCUGCUUUCGUGGUUACGUCUUUUGCAGCAGGGCUCCUCACUGUUUCAACUGCAAGCCUCCAAUCUGUUGGUGCAUGCAUAAGAGCAAGCUCUUUAAUGACAUCUGAUCCUGCUAGAAAUCUUUUUAGAAUAGCUUGUCACAUACAGGUUUUUGCAUUGGCAAGAUGGUUGCCAGUUACCUUGCCAGUUGAAUACUAUGAAUUUGCUAGAGGCCUGCAAUGGAGUGUUCCCUACUUCAGUCUCCCAUGGGAAACUGGAAGCAUGCAUCCAUUCAUGAUGGGACCGGGUUCCCCAACAAACCCUCAUUCAUACAGCUCUAAAAUUCAUGAUUUUGGAACAAAAACAGACAAAUACAAUGUGAAGAAAGCUGCAGCAUUAAGUGGGUUGCCACUUAGUCCUAUGGAAUAUAGAUCAUUCUUCCAGAGCCAGAAUCUUCUUCCGGAAGCUCAGUAUCUCGUGGAUCAACAAUAUUCUAAUGGGUGGAGGAAUUUCAACAGAAGCAUGUUCUGGUUAGCCAUUAUUGGAGGCAGCUUGAUAUUGCUACAUGCUUUUCUGCUUUUUGUUUUAAAACUAAGAAAGGACAGAGAAAAAAAGUGGAGCUAUGGAGCCUUGGUCUUUCCAAGAUUUGAGAUCUUUCUUGCAUUUCUGGCUAUACCUUGCAUUUGCAAAGCCUCGGUAAAUAUUGUUAAAGGAGGAACAUCUGCAGGAAUUGCUGUUGGAAUUCUGUUGUUGGGUUUAGUAUCAUUUCUCUUGUUAGCAUUGUUUUUGUUCCUCUCUAUUGGAAUUACAUUGGGGAAGCUACUUCAGUAUAAGGAGGUACACCAAGUAGGGCAGAAAUUCCAUUGGUAUGAAGAAUUAGUUCGAGUUACCCUAGGUCCUGGUAAAAGAGGUCAGUGGACAUGGAAAACAUCACGUGAUUCUACAUAUCUAAUCAUGUUCGGACCUCUUUUUGAGGAUCUAAGGGGUCCACCAAAGUAUAUGCUCUCGCAAAUUGCUGGAGGAAAUCUUAAUAAGCAUCGUGACAAAGUCAUUGCAACAGACGAUGAGAACGAAGAUGCAGAAGCACCUUUUAUCCAAAAGGUGUUUGGGAUUCUAAGAAUAUACUUCACAUUUUUUGAAUUUGUGAAGCGUGUUUGUCUUGGAAUUGUGGCUGGUACUUAUUUGAAGAACUCUUCUUCAAAAACUCCCAUAGUUGCCCUGCUUAGCAUCACUUCUUUCCAGCUAUUCUUUAUGGUUCUGAAGAAGCCUUUCAUUAAAAAAAAGGUUCAGCUUGUUGAAAUCAUCUCAGUUGCCUCUGAAGUAGGUAUUUUUGCUGCUUGCAUUGUUCUCGUAGACAGAGAUUCAGCAAGAAAUGAUAUAAAAAUUGGAAUCGCUAUGCUUGUACUUUUCUUUGUAGCAUUUUUAUCUCAGCUGGUAAAUGAAUGGUAUGCAUUAUACAGACAGACAAAGCGACUCGGUCCUGAUGACAAGUCUUUCUGCUCUGGUCUGAAAGCAGCAUCAGUUGGAUUCCUCUUGUUUUUCAUUCCUCAAAGAUUGAUCAGAAAGCUCGAGAGUGGGUCUGCACUGUUAGAUCGUCCACUAAAGGAAAAUGGGGACAUUACUACUGCUGCUGACAGGAAUAGGAGUACUUCUUCUGCUGACAGGAAUAGGAGUUCUGGUAGUAGAAGUUCAGGUGAUAAAACAUGGCUGAGGCAAUUCAGAGAACUAGCAAAGUCCAGCUUUAGUAAAGACAGUAAUACAACUCCAAGUGAUCCCUCAACGAGUCAUGUUGGAUGGAGUGGAUUCUGGAACCCUAAUGGGAGCUCAUCUAAAGAAGAUUCAUCAGCAGACUUCAAGUCAAAACCAACAGGAUUGUACAAGGAUUUAGAAGCUAUUUUUGCUUCCAAGUCAUAGACAUCUUAUUCAUACAACAAUGGAGUAGCAUAUUCUGGCUUUACUGGUUACUUGACUGCAAAAGCAGGUUCUGUGGAUUCAACUGAACCUGUUGCUUUCAAUUCGAACUAUGUAACUAUAUAUUUGUAUGAAAAAAAAAAAUGUAUACAUAUAAAUAUAUAAUAAGAUUACACUUGUUUUGAACUCACUGACUUUAGGUCCUUGAUUCACCUCUGCUUAAGUUGCACCUGAGCUUAUGUAUUUAUAUCUUGGAUUGGAUUUGCCGCUGC